AUGUCUGUUGUGGUGAAAAAAGAAAAUGAACAUCAGAGUUCCAACGGGACUAGUCUGUUCGAUAAAUACCACGGUAUCGAGUUGACCAUACGGAUUCUACUUAAUAGCCGAGAAGUUGGAAAUGUGAUUGGUAAAAGAGGUGAAACUGUAAAAAAUAUAAGAAACCAGUCUGGUGCUAAAGUAUUAAUCUCUAAUAGUUCAACUCCUGAACGUAUGGUUCUAAUUAUUGGAAAUAGAAUUGCAAUUUGUAAAGCUACUGAACUUAUUGGACUAAAAGUCGAAGAAUUUUUGGAAAGACUGAAUGGCAAUUGGAUUGGCCCCAAAACCCCUUUGACUCUUAAACUAAUUGUGCCAGCAUCUCAAUGUGGCUUCAUAAUUGGCAAAAAUGGAAAUAAAAUAAGGGAAAUUAGAGAUUCAAGUAGAGCUGCCAUACUAGUAGGAUCAAAUAUGUUACCCCAUUCAACUGAACGUCUAGUUUCAAUUACUGGCACUACAGGCACAAUAUCUCAUUGUGUUUAUCUAGUAUGCAAUGUACUAUUAAAUUCCCCACCACCGUGUUGUGAAUCAAUCCCUUAUAAUCCAUGUAAUGAAAUUGCAGUUUUUGAAACUUGUACAGUUAUUAAAGAUAUUGGAACAGAACGCAAUAUUCCUUUGACCAAUCUUGCAGCUCUUGGGUCAGGAACUGCAACAAAUGGAGGUGUCAAUCCAGCUGUUUUGGCUGCAUUAGCUGGAAGUCAGUUGAGAACAAGUAAUCGUCUAAACCAUAUUGUUAGUGGAGAACAAUCUGAUCAAAAUUCUAAUUCAAACAUUGAUAUAACAACAAUAAAUGUACCGAAUGGUUUAAUUGGAUGUAUCAUUGGUAGAAGAGGAAGUAAAAUUUCAAAAAUUCGACAAAUAAGUGGUGCUACAGUACAUAUACAUCAAUCUCAAGGAACUAUUGAAAAUGGUAAAAAAGUAGAUCGACGUAUUACAAUUACAGGAAGGAAAGAAUCUGUUUCAGUUGCCAAGUACUUAAUUGAAAUGAGUAUGGUAUUGCAAAAAGCCAAUCUUGGGGAAGUUAAAUUAUCCACUGUUCCUGACAAUGGUUCCAUCUCAACUUCGGUCACUCCAACUGUGGCUCAACUAUUUGCCAAGCUGGACCCUAUGACUACCAUAUCCAGCUUAUUAUAUGCUUAUAUAGCCUUAUUUGGUGCCGAAAAAUCCCCUCCAAUACAGACCACAGGUGUCCAUCACCCGAAAAAUGAUUUAAAAAGAAAACGUAGUUCUUCAAAUGAAGAAACCAGAGCGAAAAGGACCAAGUCUGCUAGUUACUAA
Molecule: messenger RNA, 1314 nt
Organism: Macrosiphum euphorbiae (potato aphid)
Lineage: Eukaryota; Metazoa; Arthropoda; Insecta; Hemiptera; Aphididae
Source: the annotation of a GenBank genome assembly